Molecule: messenger RNA, 1523 nt
Organism: Dermacentor silvarum
Lineage: Eukaryota; Metazoa; Arthropoda; Arachnida; Ixodida; Ixodidae
Exons: 2
Coding region: 503-895 (130 amino acids)
Source: RefSeq, a predicted model, not a curated record
AAUAUUUUGUGGCCGAGUGUACCUUGAUUCUCGCGCAGUUACCUGCAGCUGUCUAUACACUUCUGGGCCAAUGAUCAAGCUAUCUUCACCCCGUGCACGAUGUCAAAUGCGCAUCUCUCCAACACCGUCGUGUUGCAUCCCCCCUCCCCUCCUCUUUAUCACCGCGAUGUCACGGCUGUGCGCGCGCGCGCGCCGUACACAGACGCGGCUGCUUUGGCUGUCAAGGUCGGCAUUGAAAUCCGCUGCGCGGUGCGUAGUGUUUUUCCGGCAUCGCCUAUCGAGCCGUUCGGUCGCUGCGUGUUCAACUGCGCAGGAACGGUGUGCGGAACAGCACGCCCUGACGCGAAGAGAAACCCGUCGCUCGCAGCGUGCGCGGUCCACGGUGAUAGCGAACGAAAAAGCACCGGCGGGUAAUCGUCCUUACAGGCCUUCGCUUUGAUGAAUUCGCGCGAGGGCGCUAAGGGCAACGAGUGUCAUCGUGCCCGUCGUGGGUGCCGCGUCUAUGUGGAUGCCGCGUGCCCUGGUGGUGGUCUGCGUUGUUGUGCUGAUCAUCGUGUCCUGCCUGGCCAGCCUCUACGUGGCUUUCAUCCUGCGACGCCGCGGAAUCUUCUCACGAAGGGACGGUAACGUGCUGGACGCGAGCACUGGCUACCCCGUCGUCUCCGAACACGGCUGGCCUCAAGCAGCGCAGUAUGCGACGGGAACGCCUGUAGUCUACUCCUCUUCCGCCGCCGUGCCACUGGCUACCACGUGGCAGUACCCGGCGCCCAACGCGUACGGAGCGCAGCAGGGUUACUCUGGACAACCGUGGGCACCACAACACCAUGGCUACCCGACGGCGCAGUACGCGCCCGGCACGGUGCCCAAGAACGUUGCCCCGUUGUACCCAGUUUAGUGUGUGCCUAUAUAGGAAUGAAAAGCCCCCAUACCAUAUCCCACCACAUAGGUGGUAAACACAUGAUGGUGUCGGUCGCGCGCCAUCGCUCGUCAUCACGCGUCUAACCGCAUAUGCUUUAUUAAGGCAAAAGCCUUAUAUGCCCAUGAAGCGAAAAAUCCGGCGUCCGGCGUUAACAUCGGAUGGCAACAAAACUCACGUGACCAGGGAUGACGUCACGCUCCAGCCACGGCUUCGGCGGCCGGACGCCGUGGCCCACAUAACAGUGCGGCCCACAUCCAAAAACCCGGCCCUCUUCCGAAAUUGUAUUAAGGUGGGUUAUAAGGGGAUAAAAGUUGGUAAAACUUAGAGCAAGGUGGAUUAAGGUGGAGUGUUAAUUUAAGGUGAUAGCUUAGACAAGUCCUCAUGGUUUCGCAUUCAAAUCACGUAAGGAUACUUCAGUGACUGUCAACUUUUUGCAGGCGACACCUGCCAAUUGGACAGAGUGGUAUAGUUCGUGGUUUCCGUGCAUAACGGGGCAACACUUCGGCGCACAGCUUGAUGUGUUGCGCCUACUGCGGGCGAAACAUCUAUUUGACUGUGCCGCCGAGUAAAUCACGGCUAAUAAACUCGUUCAUUUUUAUUUCUC